Microplitis mediator is the source of this 5164-nucleotide messenger RNA. RefSeq lists its product as uncharacterized. Lineage: Eukaryota; Metazoa; Arthropoda; Insecta; Hymenoptera; Braconidae. The record is from RefSeq and is a predicted model, not a curated record. Bases 1345 to 3024 code for a protein of 559 amino acids. The transcript has 2 exons.
CAACUCCGUCAAGUUCUCCAGAGCCACGGGCCUCCGAUCCUCAGUCCGGCACUAACCGUCACCGUCGUAAGACCUUGUACGCAAGCCGGUUUUUUAAAAUACCUCACUCGCGCGCGCAUGUCAGUAUUUUUAAAUUCGCCGCCGCUUGAAUAUCUGUGGACAUUUUAAAUUUAAUUUGUUGUUGAAUAAAAUUUUCAUUUUUUUUUCUUUUUACUGGUGAUUAAUUGGUGUCUUGAUGUCUUGCGGGCUCGUGGGAAUCGGCUGGAGAACCCGGUAGAUAACUGCGCAAGAGACAUUAUCCAGUGCCUGAGGGAACUUUCGGCUCUUACUUGUGACACUUUUGUGCCUGGGUUUUUAUUAAAAAAUAAUAAUUUUUAUUUGCUGGAGCGGAGUUAAGAUCUUGGUGCUCUUGGACAAUAAUAGGUGGAUCUGUGGAAAUAAAAAGGUGUAUGAUAAGUGUGUAGGAUAAGAAUAAGUUUUGUGUGAGAAGGAGAGAAAAGAGAAUGAGGAGCCGCACCUCUGGAUUCCUUGGUCGACUUGGAGCCAAGUGAGAGGUGGGCUUUCGUGUUAUAUCUACAGAACUGGAGUUCGGAGGAUAGAGAGCGGUUGCAGAGACGAGGAGCAAGGAAGAUAACCCAGAGAUAUAAUACCUGGCUUAAUAAGUUAUAAGAAGGAGAACAAAUUCCAAGGGGGCACGUACGUACGGCUUCGACGCCACUGGUUUCCCGCAUACCAUAGACAGCCGAGAGCUCUGGGAAAAGAGGAGAAAGAGGAGCACGAGGAUCUGGACAAGCGGGGACGUUGUGCUGGUAAAGUUUAAGUAGUGGUGCUGAAGAGGUAGAAGGCGGAGGAGGAGGAGAAAGAGAAAGAGAAAUAGAAGGAGUUGGAGUUGGAGUCGGAUAAGGAGAGGGCAGAGAAGGACCGAAUACUGCCGGCUAGAGAGUGGGACAACGAGGGACCACGAGGAAGUGAGGGAGACCGAGCGAGUCUGUCUCAGGUAAACGUAAGAGUGGGUAGCUGGUGGUAGCUCACAAGGCAGCCAUAAUGGCCUAACGCGAUCUCCGCGAGGCGGCUACAGCUGCUGUGAAAUAUUUCUUUCUCGCUCUCUCUUUUGAGUUACUCCGAUCUGAUGAUACCUCGACGAUCAGAACCUCUGUGAGAGUACAGUACGUACGUAUCUUUGAGAAUAGGAUUGUGGAUUUAGCAACUUUUAUAUUUCAACACAUCGUUCGUGUUAUUAACCUCACCAGGAGGCUUACCUGUUGCCACGGUGGAUAGCCGAGCUACGGAAGAGCUUUUGCGUGUCAAAUUGUAUAUAUUUAUUUUUAAUCCCAGGUAUAAAAGAUGAGGGGCUCCAACCAGGACUCGGCGACGCCGUACUGCAGAUGUCGAGUACUGUAUCUCGGGAGCUCGGUGCCACAUGCCAGCAAGGAAGGUCUUCUUGGAGUACAGGAACCACUUCGUGAACUCUACCCCGAGCAAGGUGCUUUGGGUGCACGUGGUAUUGACUCUUGGUUGAGUGUCUGGAGUAAUGGAUUAUUGCUGGAGAACGUUGACGAGCAUCGUAAAAAAGUAACGAGGUUUUUUCCAAUCGAGUCUUUGCAUUACUGCGCAGCGGUAAGACAUGUCAAAGGUGGCAGCGGUGACUCAUCUACCACGAGGUUUUUGCCGCUAGACUCCCCGUUCGCGAGAAAUCCAAGUGCUCAUCAUCCGCCGCUAUUUGCAGCGGUGUUACGUCGCACAACCGGAAUAAAAGUCCUCGAGUGCCACGCCUUUAUAUGUAAACGUGAGAUGGCGGCCAACGCCCUGGUGAGAUGUUGCUUUCAUGCUUACGCUGACAGCAGUUAUGCUAAAGGUCUUGAUCCAUCGAUGGCGACAAUCACGACCAAUGGUACCUCACCUGGAUCACAUCCCGCAAACGGUACCAGCAAUGGCAGUCUCUAUAACACUCUCGGUGGCUCUAGCACUACGCUGGACAACAACAGCCCUCCGGGUACGAGACUGGAUACGACUUCCACAGACGAUAUGAGUCUUUACAACGGCGAUGAGAAUCACAAAGUAUGGGCCAAAGGUAGAGAUGAAGUUGAUGCGAUUUAUCAAGAACAAGGCACUAUCAGAAGUACGAGAGGUUCAAGACCAAGACAGCUGAUAGCUCCACCACCACCUCCACCGCCACCGCCUCCACCUUCGCAGCCGAUACUCGUUGAAGAGUCCACGUCGUCGACACGGAGAAAAGGAAAUAAAAAGUUGAAAAAAAUUAAAAAUAGGUCUGGACAUGAAGAGCCAAUGCAGCUACCACAUCACCCGCAUCAAAUGCAUCCACAAGCUAUCUACACCAACGGACACGGACAUCAUACCCUCGGCCAUCCCAUCAGACAGCAACACCAUCAUACACAUCCGAUGCCACCCAGCAGCAGAUCUGUCGCCGGCACACUGGCUCGACCGGCGCCAGUUUUCCUGGUACCCGCUGCGACUCUACCACGCAAAGCGCAUCACCAUCAUCCACGAGGAAUGAGGCCGAUACCCGCAGCAGCACCUAUCGUACCGGUUUACGCGCCAUUACCAGUCGUACCACCACCACCAGCAGCGCUCUAUCAACCAACCUACGGUACUGCCGGUAAUCGAGGACGAAGGCAUCAAGAAAUCGACUCAUCAACUCUCGGUGUCAAUCGCAGACUCGCGGUUUCGCACGCUGACCUCACAGCGGCCCUCGACGGCGUCAGUCCCGACCCCGAAAGCGACUCGCGAUUCAACACCGGAAUCUACCGACGCAAAGGUCACAUCAACGAACGCGCCUUCUCUCAGAGCAUCAAAGCCGAGCAUCGCAGCAGAAGCUACGGCAGCAUUGCGUCACUGGGAUUCAGCGCUCAAAACGGCAACGGGUUACCUAAAGACGAGACAAAAGACCGUGAAAUAGCCCAAAUGGUUGCCGGGUUAAACCUCGACGAUAGCCAUGAGAAAGUUGCCUACAACAAUCGCGGCAACCAUUUAUCUCAACCAUUACCAAGGCCAAGACCGCGCUAAUUUAAAAUACCAGCUCUCCGUCCUGUCGUUAUUCAAGUAAUUGCUGAUAAUUGACGGUUUUAUUUUUUUUUAUCACCAUAAUUAUCAAUCGCCAUUGUCAAUUAUCAGCGAGUCUGAUAGCAGCAACCGGGCAUACUGAACGUAAUCAAUGAGCUAGACUUAGUAUAACUUAAACUAUUGGAUAAUUACCAUUGAUAAUUAUGGGUGCAUUGACUCUGCUCGUAUCUGAAUACUCUCAAGUCUCACCGGAGGUUUACGGGCACAAACAACACAAAUAAAAUAUAUUUAAGCCCCAGCAAGGAUGAACAUUACGACCUUACACUUGUUCCAGGCCAAUUAAGCGUAUGAAGAAUAUAAUUGUUUUGUCGUCACGCCGUCGUGUUACCGUCUCUGCUAUAUUAUUUAACAAAAGUUAAGGAUGUCGACCUUGAAGCAACAUCUAAGUAACAUUAAAUUUUAAAUUAAGCCGGAAGUAUUAAUUAAUAAUAAUAAUAAUAAUAAUAAUAAUAAUUACAGAAUAUAAUAAUUAAAAAAUUGGGGGAGAAGUUUAAGCGUUUAAAUAUUAUCAUAAAUUAUCAAUCUAUUGGAUUUGACAGGUGGAAUUUUUUGAAUAAUUAAUAUGUUGAGUUAGGUGGCCUAAAUACCUGCUCGUAUACUUGCAGGCCUAUGAGGACUAAAUGGAAUUAUGUUUAAUUACAUUACAUUAAAUAAAAUACAAAUGAGAGCUGCCGGUAAUUAACAUUCGAAAAACCAGUCACAUAACCGCGAGUUAUCUGGUAUUUUAUUUUAAAUAUGCAAACGAUUUUAUUCAGUAUAGAUUGAUGUGGAUUUUAAAUAUUUACUCGCUGGAAAAUAUUUUAUAUAUUUAUUUUUAUAGAAAAUGGUAAUUAAAUACCCUGAGGUAAAGAUUAAAAUUUAUGUUGAUAGAAAACUGAAAAUGAUAAAAUUAUUAUUAUUAAUUAUUAAAUAAUAAUAAUAAUAAUAUUUUAAAAAAGGUAUUGCGUCAUGCGCACGAUAAUAGAGAUGACAAUCGGACGUACUGUUGCUCAUCAUAAUUUUAUUUUCAAUCAUGUCAUACAAUCAAGGUCGACAUGCGCAUAUAUUUUUUACUUAAAAAUAACAAAACCACUUUUUUUAUUAUUAUCAUUUUAUAAUUAUGUGUGUAAUAAUUUUUAAGUACCAGUGCCCGCAUUAAAAUACUCUAACGGUUUGGAUUUUUUAAUACGCAGACUUUUAAUUGUAAAAAAUUUUCAGAGUUAAUGCGCAGAAAAUUUUUUAUUUAUUUCAUUUAUUUGGAGACGCAGAUUUAAAUAAAAUCUACAGAACUCCGAAAUCGGUCUGGUGAAAAGAAAAAUUCAAAUUUACUCCGCGCGCGCAGAGAUUUUUUUAAAACUGCGCAGCUCCAAACGGAGGGAAAUUUAAAAUUUACUCCGAAAUCACUCCCGAAUUUUCAGUGUAACUUCGUAGCAAUAUUUUUACAUACAUGGGACUAUUAAUUAAAAAAUAUAUAACAUAAAUAUGUAUAAUAUUUAAAACUGUUAAAUUUACCAAAUGAACGAGUCAGUGCAAAAAAUUAUAAUUAUAAUAAUUAUUAUUGCGCCAUUUUGUUAUUUCUCCGAAGAUAAAUAAUUAUUUCAGUUAACUCGAUUGUCAUUGUGACGAUAAUUAUAUUAAAUAGACUACUUAUAUAUAAAUAUAUAAAUAUAUGUUUACUAAUUUUCGAACUAGAAUCUAUUAACACUUGAUAACUUUUUAAGUAAACAAAGCAACUUUUUAAAUAUUUUAUGUUCAGGGACAAUUGUUAUCAUAAAAAAAAUAUUUAAAAAUAUAUAUAUAAAUAUAUGAUAAUGUAAAACUCGAUAGUAUGUUAAUAGUCAGAUGAUAAAUUUGUCCUGAAUAUUUAAAAUGAUAAUAAAGAGUUUAAAGUAGUGAUCGAUGUUUAAUAAAAUUCACAUAAUUAUUAUUAUUUAUCGAUCAUUAUUUUUCAUAUCGAGGUUGCGCAAUAACCGGCGAUAGAUAUAAAGACGUGUGGGUUUUAUAAAGAAUAACAUAUCACACAUAACAGCAGUUGAACGGAAUGUAAUUGAGAUUCAAGCUGAGCCGACUUAUACAACUAUACGAUAUAUAAUAUAGCAAUAAU